Molecule: messenger RNA, 2853 nt
Organism: Triticum urartu
Lineage: Eukaryota; Viridiplantae; Streptophyta; Magnoliopsida; Poales; Poaceae
Source: RefSeq, a predicted model, not a curated record
AAUAUUCUUUGGCUCCCUUGUAUCAAAUCAAUAAAUUUGGAUUGAAUACUCUACCCUCGAAAACUGUUGUGAUCCCUCAUGGAGGUCCUUCGAACAGAUCCGGGUGAAAGCUUGCUUUCUGCUUACUGCCAAAGCCGCCGGUGGUGGCGCUAUUUUGCGACAUUCCCUUCUUGAAGGCAUCACCGAGGAGAAGUUCAAGGCCACUGUCUGCUACCUCCGGGGGAAACCCUAGAUCAGUAUAUCGGAAGACGACGGCGUUCGUAUGUCGUUUCCCCCUUGGGGCGUCGUUCUUGGAGGUGUGCACGGGCUCGAGGGACCAGUGGGUCGUAUAUUUGGUGGAGCGGUGCUUCAUCCUACACAUUGAUGUCGACAGAUCUCGACGGGGUGGCGCGAUGCAGAUUCGGCGUCCGAUGUGUGAGGAUGGACUCACGCAGGAGGAUGACGCUGUCUGGCGUCGUGGUGGCAUCGAUGGCAGAGAGACCUGUCAUGGUAGAUGCAACAGUAUAGCUCUGAAGAUGGAUUGAUGGCAGGUGGCUGCGGCGGCCUCAUACCCGGCAGGCGUCCUGGUUGAGGAGUGCGCUGGACUGGUAGGUGCCCCAUACCCGCAGGCAUCCUGAUUGGGACCUUAGGUCUUAGAUGUUUUGGUUUGGCUGUCAAGUCUGUUUGGUAUUAGGCCCAGAUUAUCAGCAUCCGUUCAUCAACUGGAUAGGAGUAGCGACAGAUAUUGCCUAGACGGUGGCUUUAGUCUUACUGUUGUAUAUCUUUGUAAGGUCUUGUGUGAAUAAUUAAUAAAGUUGCUGCAUGCAUCGUCCAGAUGCAGAGACCGAGAAUUCUAGGCCCACUUUCGGACAUGUGUUCUCAAGAGAGCAAUGCACCUACGGUCUGGCCGGAUUCAUUUUCCCGGAGAAUCUUGUGUGCUGACUGGCUAGAGCGAGCCUGUCCAUGCCUUGGUUAACCACAACGUAUCAAGACGUCCAACCUAGCUAACGACCAAACCAACAAUCGCUGGCGUACAAUAUAUACACAUCAAGCAAGUGGUGAAGCGAUCGAGGACCGAUAGACCACAUCGGUCUCCACUGGCCACUGCAGUGUGUUCUCUGAAUAUGCCAACUUGUGAUGGAGAAACGAGUGGCCACCAGAGGAGAGAGGACACGACUCAUGCUGAGGUCUUUGUAUUUGGUUUAUCCUUUCAACUUCUUCCCCGUACGUAUUUCAUUUCACACUACUGUAUCCGUGCUUCCCGGUAUUUACUCGGAUGUUGAGCUGUUCAACGGAUGCUAAGUUUGAUCCUGCAACUUGCGCGCCCUUGCUUGGAAAUGCCGUCCAUGCUGAUAAGGCUUCAUUUUUGUCCAAGUAAAUAGCAGGAGGCACAAACUGGAACAAGGACAGCAAUAGCAGACCAUUCCAAGUUUCCAACUGCUAGUCGGCCUCCUCCCCACCUUUGCUCUAAGGCCAGGAGCUCUGUACUCCAAUCGUAAAGAUAGCAGCGAUCAGAAGAAGAAGGCACAGCGCAGCACCAGCAGGGAGAAAAGAAGUGGUGCUUAGAGCAAGAAGGUUCUUCCUAGAAAAUCCAUAGCAUUCCAUGGCCACUGCUUGGGACGUUGCCUCUGUUGGUUGGUCCAUGGUCGUGUUGGGCUGGUUGGUGUCGCCUGUCAUCACCUUGAUCCUGCCCAAGAUCCUUUCCUGCCUGGGCUUCGAUGCGGCACAGAAGCUCCAGGAGCUAGAGAUCAGCAUCAUGCCAGAGCUGCAGAACAGACUGCAUGCCGUAGAUCAGGAGAGGAUGAUGCAGAGUGGAAAGAAACCAAACUCCGAUGUGGCCGCACUGGACAAGAUGGCCGCCAUGCUGAGGCACGCUCGGGAGGAUGCAGAAGACAUCUUCGAUGAUGCUCAAGAGAGGAUUGUUAGCAGCUACAUCCUCGACGGUGUCGUGCAGACCUUCAAAAGGAGCUGUCUGGGGAUUGCAUGCUUCAUCCAGAGUGGAUCGGCUCAGCUAAUGCAAUGGCCACGGAGCUCUUUGUGUCGUUUCCUCCAACGCGCUUCCGGUGAAGCCGUGACUAUCGGUGUUGCCGCCUCAAAUGAGCCCGGUCAUGUGACUAUAGAUGUUGCGGCGCCCUCCGGCGAGUCUGUUCCGGUGACUACCAGUGCUGCAGCCUCACACGAACCAACAGUUCCAUCCUCCGAUUCCUUGGGGCGGUGGCUCUCUUCCUUUUCCAGCUCCAUCGACUUGGUCAAGUACUGUUGUACAUCCAGCUUCAACUGGUUACGCUUUUACCGAGAUUGGUCCUAUGAGGUAGUUGGUGUCACAAGUUACGAGGAGAAUGCCACUGCAUUGGAUGUUGUCCUUACUGCUAUCUCAAGAUGGAACUUGAAGAAAAGAAUAGAGAAAAUAGAAAGCACCAUCAGUGAAGUGACGAAGUCUCCGCUCUUGGCCACGGCAAACAAGAGUGCAACAGAUGAUAUUGCCAACAAGUAUAGGAGCAUAAUUAGAAUUCCUGGCAAGCGGAAGGUAUUUGGUCGAGAGGGGCUGCGUGAUCAUAUCAUGGUCAAGGUUUUGGAUCCCAAGCGAGGCUUUUUUCUCGAGGGGCACCGAAAUUCACGGUUCCCACGAGCCCCACUGUCGCAAGAAUGGACAAGGAAAAGGGGAAGGAGAGGAGGAGGAGAAGGAGAAAGAGAGGAAUUUGGUCUCCAUUAUGAAGACUAAGCCGCCUGCCCCUGGAAGCAGAAGGGGAAGGGCAAGGGCUGUGUCGCUGCCAAGGAAGCGGGCCAAGGAUUACGGCAAUGUCCCACUCGCCGAGUUGUUAUUACGGGUAAAAAAAAAGCUCCACCGCCUUGACGUCUCGCUGACCCCGCCGA